CGUUCGAUUUGAAAUGUAUGAAAUGUCCUCAAAAAUGUCUUGUAAAUAAUGGACUUCUACGCCGAUGGCGAUGAAUUUAGUACUCCAUGUUUGCUGAUUGAAUCCUCACAGRCUGAAGACGCUCCGAUCUCUGGGAAUAUGGACGCCGAUCCGUUGUAUUUACGAUUUAUGAACAAGAAAUUCUGCACAUCUCCUUCCGCGAUUGACAGAACAACACACGAGACAACUAAUAUAAAGAUUAUUAAUGCUUUAAGCGGGAACGGUGCAAGUAAUAAUAAUCAAUCUAGUUCUGGAAAUAACGUGAGUAAUAACAAUAAUAACACGACAGGMCCUCAAGGGCAAGCUCAAACAAGCUCGUCAGGAAUUGGUGGYGGUGGGGGAGGGGAGGGUGGUGGUGAUGAUAGCGAUAGAGGAGAAGACAGACGGACAGARCCAGACGUUUGUAAUGAAAGCACUGAACAUUCUGAAGACUCUGGUUCAUCCUCAAUACCAGACUUAAUCCCAGUCACUGACAAACARCCUUCAAAUAAAUCCAUGGAUCAUGAUGCAAGUUUUUCCAGUGACUCAAAUCCAUCAAUAAAACUGUCUGGCAAUGCAAGUUCAUCAAGUACUUCAAGUACAGAACCUGUUGGCGGUGUAGAGACAUAUGGUCAAGCUUCAACAGCAUUAGCUGAUGAAGUGUAUCAGUCUCGGUUCGAAAGCAGCGAAGAAAGUAUGCCGCAAUUCAAGAAAAAGUCGUCAUCAUCUUCAUCAAUGGGUAAAAGCAAAUCUGAUACAUCUUCAUCUAGUAUCUACCCAGCAAGCAAUGCUAGUAGUCUWAAUACAAGUAGCCUAUCUAGCGACCCUUCACCCUCACCACGCCAUCWUGUACUUGAUACAGUGAAAGAAGACAAUGAGGAAAGAGAAGAUGAAAUCUGUUCACAAGACAUGUUCGCCGAUAAGGAAGACUCAAAUGCAGCCAUAUCAUCACAAGAGGAUUCAAGAAUGAGUACUCCAAAAGAUAGAUCAACUCCUGUUGAAARCAGACARUUGUCUAAAGGUCAAAGCUUUGACUUGUACAGACAAGYGCUUAAAAGAACAUCUACCCCAUUGCUAGGUAGCCAAGAACCCCAGGCCACUCCUCCAAGCUAUGCRGGGUUUAACUGUCUUCAGCUUUCUGGUUCAUUGAGUGGUGAGUGUGCAAAGGCUGAUGGGUCACGUGAUUCRUAUAGUGAAGCGCCUUUGAUACUUCCAUCAUCACCAACUGAAGAUGCUGGGAGGUAUGUUACCGUGACAACAACAGGAAGUUCAUCCUACUCAGACAAUAAUGUAAUCACUCCAUCGCCAAACUCAUUUCGCACUAGGACAACAGCCUUGUUAUCUUCUCCUGAAGAGACUAGUCAGCCACACUCAGAACAGCAAGCUACAAGAUCAUCAUCAAGUGGCCAAAGCUCAGAAAUAAUCAACCCUUCYCCAGAUUCAUUUCAUUGUAGGCCGACAACGUUGUCAUCUACUCCUGAAGAACAAGAAAACCUUGUGAGUAAAUCAAAUGAUGGGACUACAGAUGAUGAUGAAUUUGGUGGUCUUCCUCAAUGGCAGCAAGACUUGCUAGCUAGACAAAAAAAGCCAUCAUCAAGUUCAAUUACAUCUCCAGAGGAUCAUAGCUAUUCAGCUGCUGCUUCAUGUGAUGUAGUUGAUGAAGAGGAGGAUCAACAAGCCCAUCCAUGGCAAUCAGCUAUGGGUUCAAGUAAAUCYGAGUCAAUAACAUGCARAGAAAAAMCAACAAYAGUAAAACAYGUCACAUUUYUAUUAGAYAAAAGUCAAUCUCCAUCUGUUCAUYGUCAAGAACAAAUUAUUGCACAAAGUGAAGUUGGAGAAGAAGAGUCAUUUUCUCCUUCUUCACUUGUAGUUGAAGAGCAACACGGCUURGCAAAGCUUGUCAGUCCACAGAAGAAUGACAAAAAUGCAGGCUGUUCCCAGCCUGAAUUAUCUGAGGAUCUGUUUURUGUGUCUACAUGCAUCACCCAGGAAAAGAGGGACAGUGAUGACAAAGGACAAGGCACUUCAGAAACGUUUUCACCAGAACAACAAGUAGAAGAUGAUGAUUUUGACUUGCAUCUCACACAGUCUCAAAUCGAUUCACCAACAUUUCCAAAACCUGAGGACAGCCCCCUGAAUUUGAGAGAGCUGCCAGCRGCAGCAUCCACAGUACAASACAUAAGAACUCCAUGUCCAAGUASUUCAACAGAASCAUCCUCAWWUCCAGMAGUWAUUGUGRUAAGUGAAAGUACAGAACAGGUAUUACCAUCUUCAGCAUCUUUAUUAAGGCAACAAGGGAACAAAACCCAAGACCAGGCAAAUGUUUGCACAGAAAUGACAUAUAAGUCUUUAAGUCAACAUACAGCUGAUACAACUCCAGAAUURAGUCGUCAAGACACAGAAAUCGUCCAGGAAAUUCCUGAGCAGGCACAAAGGCCAGGACAAGGGACUUYAAAGUUGAACACUUUGCUAUCAUCAGARGCAUCAACAGAAUCGAUGACAGGWUUUCAUUUCUCCCUGCCACCAACUGUUGGUGAAGUGCUWGUUGCAUCCACAUGUACCACCCCUCCCCCUAUUCGCACAUGGCAACCACCAGUUAGUGAGACACCCAGUGCAGUCACUCCUAYUUCAGAUUCAGAUGUCACAUCAGCCCAUCGUCCACCAUCAUUAACCUUCUCUAUGCCAAGACAAGAUAGCCCUGACUCACUUCAUAUUGGAACACCUCURCUAAUCAACGAGCCCUCAACAUCGACCGCUCCCAUYCCUCCGACAACACGACCAUCAGCAAACCGACCAGCUGAAAUGUCUGUAUUUGCGCGUGCGCGGAAGGAAGCAAAGCGUCCAAGAGAAGAAAAGCGUAUCCAGGAWGAAAACACUGAUCCAUUCUUGUUUUCUUCCCAAGAUGCAGCAGUGGGUCCUCCGGUCGCUAAGCGACAAAAAACACGACAUCCGUCACGUGACUUGGAGAAAAUCAGUAAUCUCAUGGAUAWCAAUGACAAGYCCGAGCAACAACCUGAGACAAUUGAGCAAACGGGCUUUAUAAAUACCACGACUACAAAGACUUUCAAAGUUGUCACCACGCAAGUCAGACGYAUCAUCWCAGUUGUGACUACAAGAGAAGAUACCGGUGAACACAUUGACACUGUAGAGUACGAAGAACAGGACGAUCCUGUUGUAGAUGAAAAAAUAGAAGAAAARRUCAACGUGGAAAGAAUCAUAGAAACUGGGAAUGGGUAUGUGAGRCAACCUCCUCGUGUAGCUUUUGAGMAUUUACCGAGAAUUUCUCCAAGAGUGAAGACAAGACGACUUGAAGCUGAACAAGAACAAAAAAGAAACAAAGCCACUGAGGACAAUCAGAAAAGUAAAAAGRUUACAGAAGAMAACUCGGAMACGCAAACACCUCGYYAUCCUAACGGCACUAGGGUAUUUGCCCGUUGGACUGAUGGGUAUUAUUACCCUGGAGCUGUGACCGGAAUAGCAGAGUUUAGCACUGGUCGAUGUUACGAUGUCCGGUUUGAUGAUGGUGAUAAACGUAAAAUAAGACCCAAUCAGCUKGUCGCUCGUGAGUCUCUUGAUAUCGGCCAGUCGGUAUUUGCGCAGGAUCCYGACGGUUUUUAUGAUCAAGGUACCAUAGUUGGACGUUUUUCAACGUCGGGAGAGGACAGCGGAUAUGAAAUAGAACUGAAAAAAUCAAAGAAGCGAAGAAGAUACUUAAAAAAGUUUAUAAUCUUAUCAGAAAAGCAAGUUAAGCCUUUGUUGCAAGCAAAUAGCAGCGGCAGCACUAUGGACUCUGAAUCAAACAAGCUCCUAAAGUCUAGCAGCUCUAAUGUUAGCACUUCAAGCAAGUCAAGAGACACAAGCGCUAAGGAUACUAGUGGAAGCUCGAGUGAGUUGGUUGGUAAAGACGAUGCAGAAACACCAAAAUCUUCUCGUAAAGCUAAGCGGCGAAAUCAAAAAAGAAAGAGAAGGGAUGCGCAAGGUACAAGCAGCGAAGGGAGCCCCGAAGAAAGAGCCAAGAAGCCCGYCAAACGUGUGAAUAGAGAACUCCUUAAAAAAMCAAGCGAGCCAACAAGAAGGUCACCAAGGAAGAAGACACCUUCGAACGAUACAAUAUUCGCAGGGUUUGCUUUCCUCAUUACACGRUCCUGCAAUCUCUCGGAAAGCGAAAGUGAAUUACAGGAAUUUGACCGUACGCAAAUAGAACAAUACAUAGAAUCAGGAGGUGGAGUCAUUUUGAGAGACUUUAGUGAAACACAAAACACUAUUGCWGAUCGAUGUUUUCUGAUAAGCAACUCGUAUUGUAGGACCGUUAAAUACUUUCAGUGUCUGGCAAAUGGGAUUCCUAUGGUUAGUCACAUGUGGAUUCACGACUGCGCGACUCUAAAUCGACUUCAAGACUAUAAGAGGUACCUACUUCCUGCUGGUAGGAGCCUAGAGACAGAUGAAGUGGUGGAGUGUAAAACAAGAUCUAACGGGCGAUUACUGGAUGAAUUAAAUAUAUACGUGCAUGGUAGUGCUAYCUUCAAGGCAACUUGGCACAGUGUAAUUGCGGCAGCCGGUGCGCACGUAGUUACCAAACUUCCAAAUCGUCCUGGCCGCGYAGCUCAGCAAAGUUACGAUGAGGUUUGUAAUGUGGUUAUUUCAGAGGACACCAGUCUCCCUCAAAGUUUACAAUAUACCUGUGAGCUACUAGGUAUUCCAAUUGUGGGGUUAGAAUGGUUGUUCCAAUGCCUGAUUAACGGGUUUGUGGUGCAUGUUGAUGGACAUCCAAAGUAYGACUACAAAAACAAAGCCGACAGCAAUGAUGACGUCCAUUGAACACUUCUCCAUAUAAGACUGACCGCCAUUUGUAUUACCCAGUAAUGCCUAGCGAUCACAAAAUACCUAGUUCUUAACUUUGAUAACUAAGAUUGUCAUGCGCACCAAACUGAAGCCAAGAAAGUUCGUGUGCUUUGUGUUUUUCAGUCRAGAUGGAAUUACUGAGCUCGUAAAGGAUUACUGGGUAAUACUGGUCAGCCAUGUUGUUGUAGAGUUUAGUAAGUUUUAUCAAUCAAUUCAAUGAUAAUCCAAGUGCGUAGAUUGAGCAGGCGCUUCCCCUUUGAUGAUUAUGAAAGUGAUUAAGGUUUUAUCCUCGUCAGACAAUGUUGACAAUAUCAAUUUUAGAAUGAUUUCAAAAAGCUUUUAGCGUUUUAGAUACCGUUAUAAAAAUGAUUUUUAUGAAUAUCAAGRAACUGUUUUAUGUUUUACCUUGUAAAUACAGGACUCGUGCCAUGAACUCAGUUUGAUUGUAAUUUUAUGAUUGAUGACAUGACAGGAUUAUAAGUUAAUUUUCAAAGAAGAUAUAUUGUCA
This is a messenger RNA of Exaiptasia diaphana, 5368 nucleotides long. Its product is annotated as serine-rich adhesin for platelets. NCBI's taxonomy places the organism in Eukaryota, Metazoa, Cnidaria, Anthozoa, Actiniaria, Aiptasiidae. Gene Ontology annotation, cellular component: nucleus. Gene Ontology annotation, molecular function: histone binding. The coding region runs from base 49 to 4836 and encodes 1595 amino acids. The transcript is spliced from 5 exons. Gene Ontology annotation, biological process: positive regulation of transcription by RNA polymerase II; DNA damage checkpoint signaling. The record is from RefSeq and is a predicted model, not a curated record.